AUGUCGUCGUUAUUACAAAGGCGCAUGCUCUCCAAGGACGAGGAGAAUGCGGGACAAGAAGUCGAGGUCCGUCGCGAGGACCAGGACAAGAUCAACAGAUUCAGCAGACUGCACCAAAGAGAACUGCUUCUGGGGGAGGAGCUGAAGGCGAAGAAUAAAGAAAAGGAAGAGCUAGACGACCUCUCGACCGAACUCGAACUUGCCGACGAAGACGAGAAGAUCCAAUACAAGAUUGGCGACGCAUUCUUCCACCUACCGCUCGAGCAGGCGCAAGAAAUGCUGAGCACGGCGACGACUCGAAUUGAAGAAGAUACGGGAGCUUUGGAAGAAAAGAUUAGCACCAUCAAGGAGCAAAUGACGGAGCUAAAAGUCGACCUCUACGCCAGAUUUGGCAAGCAAAUCAAUCUCGAAGUAUAG
Akanthomyces muscarius is the source of this 417-nucleotide messenger RNA. RefSeq lists its product as uncharacterized. Gene Ontology annotation, biological process: protein folding. The coding region runs from base 1 to 417 and encodes 138 amino acids. The record is from RefSeq and is a predicted model, not a curated record. The transcript is spliced from 4 exons. Gene Ontology annotation, cellular component: cytoplasm; prefoldin complex. NCBI's taxonomy places the organism in Eukaryota, Fungi, Ascomycota, Sordariomycetes, Hypocreales, Cordycipitaceae.